GAUUAACGCACCGGAAGUUAAGUUGGGACUAGUGAGCAAGCUAAGAGCCUUCUCGGAGUAUGGACACGCAGAUCUACCAAAAAAGAAGAAAAGAGACUUUACCUGUUCUUUAAUUUCUUUUAUGGAAAAUAACCAGAGGGGUUUUCUGCUUAAAUUCGGUUGCAAUGGGGCGAAGUCGGUCCCGCAGCAGAUCUCCUGAGACCUCUGUGAGUAGGCGUGGAAAAGAGCGAAGAUCAUCAAAGAAACGUCACAGAUCCAGCUCUUCGUCCUCCAACUCCAGCAGUGCAAGUCCAAGCCCUCGCAAGAAACAUACACAUGGUACCAGCAAGAGCCAAAGUGCAGAGCGCAAAUCAGAGAAGAAAAUGCGGAACAGAAAACAACAUUCUUCCUCUUCAUCAAGCAGUUCAUCAUCUUCAUCUUCAUCCAGUGAUGAAGAGGCCAAAAAGAGAAAGCUUAAAAAGGCCAAGAAGCAGUUGAAGAAAAUGAAAGCAAAGGAAAAAAAGAAGGUGAAAAAGGACAAGAAAAGGCUUAAGAAGAUGAAGAAGUUAGCAGCUAAGGCUGAGGCAGCAGCAAAUAAAGCUCCACUGAUGAUCCCUGUUCCGGUACCUGUUCAAAUAGAAAAACCCCAGUCAUACUUAGAGACCUGGCAAAGUGAUGAUGCCACAGAACAUGGUCCUGUGAUGACUGAUGAACAGAAGGCCAUUUUCUCCACCAAGAGGCCCUUGACGAAAGAGGAGUAUGAAGCCAGACAAAGAGUCAUCCGGCGAGUUGUUGACCCUGAGACAGGACGUACCAGGCUUGUGAGAGGAGAUGGAGAGAUUUUAGAAGAGAUUGUCAGCAAAGAGAGGCACAAAGACAUCAAUAAGCAAGCAACAAAGAGAGAUGGUGAUGCAUUCCAGAAGAGACUAGGCAUUAAUUAGGUAGAGGAACACUUCACUGCUUCACUGGACAUGUAAAAACUAUAUCCAGAUGUUUUUAAGCACAAACCCUAAGGAAUCUCAAGAAAGCAUCAUAUGUUCGAUUGAAUAAAGUGUUUCCAUGCCUUUGAAACUGCCUAAAA
This is a messenger RNA of Pangasianodon hypophthalmus (striped catfish), 1060 nucleotides long. RefSeq names its product ADP-ribosylation factor-like 6 interacting protein 4 (gene arl6ip4). NCBI's taxonomy places the organism in Eukaryota, Metazoa, Chordata, Actinopteri, Siluriformes, Pangasiidae. The coding region runs from base 165 to 920 and encodes 251 amino acids. The transcript is spliced from 6 exons. The record is from RefSeq and is a predicted model, not a curated record.